AUGUACUUUAUAGCAUUCAUACUAUUUCUAUAUUUUGAUAACACAUACUGCAGUUUGUGGGCGAAAGGAAUUGUACAUUACUCCCUCAAUACAAAGGAUUAUGACCCUCACUCGCAAGAAGUGAUAAUGCAUACAUUGCAGAAGAUACAGAAUGAGAUCUGCCUGAAAUUCUUCAGCAUACCCGUGAACUACACCGCGCCCGACGGCGAGAAGGUUCUGUACAUACAGAACCCGAAGAAACUGAAGAAUUGUCCCCCCCAGACUUACGACUUCAGCUUAUCUGUCAUUGACAUGCCUGUCGGUUACAAAUGCAUCAAUGAACGGGACAUUAGCAGACUCGUAGUCGAGAUGGUAAAAGCCAGCAUUCACAAAACUGAAACAGUGAUGAAUAGUUACGAUUUGAUGAAGAAAUUCCAGGAAAAGGCAGAAAAUGCCGAACGAGCGUCUCUGCUUAACCCGAACGAUCGUAAUUACAUCAACGCGCAUUACUUCCAAGAAUGCGGGGGUCAGAACCAGCGCAGUGAGCCUUCCAGACGCCAGGAAAGCGAUGACGUGGAUUCGGAGAUGUCCUCGAAGAACUGGGAAUACUACAGCUCGAAAGUGUGGCCUCUGGGUUUGGUUAUUUACAAAAUCAAUAGCAGUUUGCAACUGGGAAUACUACUUACUAAUAAAAAUUGUACAGGGGGCACCACAGCUUUCUCGGCGUUGUUGGCAGCCAUGCGCACCAUAGAACUGGACACGUGUGUGAUGUUCCAAGAAGCAGAGGACGACAACGUGCUGGAUCCCAAGAAUAUGAUCGUUUUUGAAGAGGAAGGCGAAGACUGGCCGCUGCUCGGGUUUCAAGAGGGUGUCCAAACGGUAAAAUUAUCAACAAUGGCGCAAUGCGAAGACCCGGGACACGCGUCUCACGCUCUGAUGAUGCUCUUGCGCAUCCUGGGCAUACCGAUGAUGUCUAACAGAUACGACCGGGACAACUACCUCAAAAUUAAUUGGAAGAACGUGCAAAAAGGCCAGGAAUUGUAUCUGGAGAAGGCUCCCAAAGAGGCGUGGCUUAAGAAUAUACCCUAUGACUUCACAAGCGCAUCUCACGCGCCUGCCACUUUUUUGUGUCCUGGGUGUCUGACCACGUACACUGUUGAGCCUAUACAGGACCACCUCUGGCACCGAACCUUGACCAUGGGCCGAACUAGCCGCCUCUCCGCCGACGACAUCAAACUGAUCUCCACAGUGUACACAGAGCAGUGCCAAGCGAGAGUACUGCCGAUGCCAAACAGAGCAGUGAAGCUGGAAGAUUAUGGUGAAGUUAACGCGCGGGGUGCCCAAGUUUUUGAGGAAGAAAAUAAUAAUGGUGCUGGAAACACUAUAAAAACAAAGGGGAAAAAAAAGAAGCUAUACGGCUUAGAUCAAUCCUCGUUCGAGUUCCUUACGCACCAAGCCCCUGAUGGAAUAUCCGACUGGAAUAUCGAUUUCGAUUAGGAAAUAAAAAAAAAAUUUUAGUUUUUUGUGACUUAAGACUUACAGGCAGCGGAUAUAAUAUUUAA
Messenger RNA from Amyelois transitella, 1541 nucleotides. RefSeq lists its product as uncharacterized. Gene Ontology annotation, biological process: proteolysis. The transcript has 12 exons. The record is from RefSeq and is a predicted model, not a curated record. The coding region runs from base 1 to 1476 and encodes 491 amino acids. Gene Ontology annotation, molecular function: zinc ion binding; metalloendopeptidase activity. Lineage: Eukaryota; Metazoa; Arthropoda; Insecta; Lepidoptera; Pyralidae.